Messenger RNA from Dipodomys ordii (Ord's kangaroo rat), 1540 nucleotides. RefSeq names its product torsin family 2, member A (gene Tor2a). The record is from RefSeq and is a predicted model, not a curated record. The transcript is spliced from 5 exons. Gene Ontology annotation, cellular component: endoplasmic reticulum; endoplasmic reticulum lumen; nuclear envelope. The coding region runs from base 74 to 1039 and encodes 321 amino acids. Gene Ontology annotation, molecular function: ATP hydrolysis activity; ATP binding. Lineage: Eukaryota; Metazoa; Chordata; Mammalia; Rodentia; Heteromyidae.
GGUGCACGCCGGGAGUUGUAGUUCGCAGGUCGAGGCGGUGGGCGUCUCCUCAAGGAGCUCGGGCCUCUCCCGGAUGGCGGCUGCGACGCGCGGCUGCCGGCCCUGGGGCUCGUUCCUCGGGCUCCUCGGGCUGGUCUCGGUCGCGGCCGCCGCUUGGGACGUGGCUUCUCUGCGCUGCAACUUCGGCUCCUUCUGUGAGUGCGACUUCCGGCCGGACUUGCCAGGCUUGGAGUGUGACCUGGCUCAGCACCUGGCUGGCCAGCACCUGGCCAGAGCCCUGGUGGUGAAGUCUUUGAAGGCCUUCCUGCAGGACCCCACCCCUGCGAAGCCGCUGGUCCUCUCCCUGCACGGCUGGACCGGCACGGGCAAGUCCUAUGUCAGCUCCCUGCUGGCGCGCUACCUCUUCCGGGGUGGCCUCCGCAGCCCCCAUGUGCACCAUUUUUCCCCCAUUAUACACUUCCCACACCCCAGCCACAUCGAGCGCUACAAGAAAGAUCUUAAGAGCUGGGUCCAGGGGAACCUCACCGCCUGUGGCCGUUCCCUCUUCCUCUUCGAUGAGAUGGAUAAGCUGCCCCCAGGCCUGAUGGAGGUCCUGCGACCGUUCCUGGGCUCCUCCUGGGUUGUGUAUGGGACCAACUAUCGCAAAGCCAUCUUCAUCUUCAUCAGCAACUCUGGUGGUGAGCAGAUCAACCAGGUGGUUCUGGAGGCCUGGCGCAGCCGCAGGGAACGGGAGGAGAUCAGCCUGCAGGAACUGGAGCCCACCAUUUCCCGGGCUGUGCUGGACAACCCCCACCAUGGCUUCUGGCGCUCGGGCAUCCUGGAGGAACACCUGCUGGACGCCAUAGUGCCCUUCCUCCCGCUCCAGAGGCAUCAUGUAAGGCACUGUGUGCUCAAUGAGCUGGCCCAGCUGGGCCUAGAGCCCCGGGAAGAGGUGGUCCGGGCUGUACUAGACAGUGCUACCUUCUUCCCUGAGGAUGAGCAGCUCUUCUCCUCCAACGGCUGCAAGACUGUGGCCUCUCGGAUCGCCUUCUUCCUCUGACACUUGGGGCAUCCUUGCCGCCUCUGGCCAGACCACACAGGAAAGCCCUUGUCCUGAGCUUGCUGGCCAGUGGGACCCAGGGUAAAAAGUCAAGGGUGUUGGCUAAGCCAAGGACACAGGCCAAAGGACCUGGCCUCUCACCUGGUGAGAGGCACUGUGGCCUUUGCUGCCUUCCCCAUGGAACCCUGGUCACCCCGGAACCUCAACUGAGCCUUGACCUCUUCCUGCAGCCUGAGCUUUCUUAAUGUGAAUUGUAACUCAGGGACUGAGUCUCGUGGCUGCCCUGUCUGUCCUGGGCUGUCCCCUCACCCCCAUCCACCAUGCCAUUGUCCUGGCUCCACAUUCCCCGCAUCCACAGCCCAGCUCCCAGUGUCACAUCAGGCUGGGACUCAGCAGUUUCUACGAAUGGAGGGACUCGAGCUGACUUCUGUCCUGCGUUUGGAUGAUUUUAAUCUCGUAAAAGAAGAGAACAAGUGUAAUAAACCUAGCCGUGGGAUCAGA